CAGAGAGCGUGGGGGAAUUAUUUGUCGGUCGUCGUCUUCUUCCUUCCUCAAUAGCCCUUCCCCCCCCUCUCUCUCUCUUUCUGUCUCUGGAAACUCCGCAACGCAGAAGAGCAGCGAUAACACCCGACGCCUCAGUCGCCACUCGUUAGCUGUUCGCGAUCACCCAGCCGAUCGAAAAGGGUCCUGAUUUUUUCCGGCGCCUCGUUUUGUCAGUGAAUACUUCUGCCGCCAUCACGGAGAGCCGUCGAUCCUCCCCCGGUCGGAGAUGGAGAAUUCGGGGUGCGUCCGAGAGGGUCCACCCAGCGGCGAGACUGAUACUAAGUUCCUCCCGUGUACUUCUGUCAGAGAUGUCAGAUACAGCUGCGGCUAUUGUGGAUAUGAGCUAAAUCUGAGCUCCUCGAAUCGGAACACAUCCACGAUUGGAUCCAAAUACAGCAAGUCCAUAAAGCGAGGGGUUAUAUCAUUCUUCAAUGUUGAUGAGAGCAGAUUUACUCUGGUUGAUGAGUUUCAAUGCAUCCCUAUCCCCUACUUCUCAAAGCACUCUUGGGGCCUAUUCCGCCGAAGAACCAAACUUCUCUGCAGAAAAUGUGGCCAUAGUAUUGGAAUCGCUUACAGGCAGAAAGCUUUAUCAGAUCGGCUCAUUUCGGAUGAACCAAACUUGCCUGCUUCUGAUAAAGUGUCCUUUCCAUGCAAGUAUAAUGUCAGGAUUCGGGCCCUGCAGCCUUCCUCAUCUGAAGAAUUGCGGGUUCCUCAUUUCAUCCAAUAACCGAAACAGAAGAUCACUUCGAUCGUACCAACAAAAUCAGAAGUUCCUUUCGUAGGCCUUCUUUGUAAAGGUAAUCGCCUUGUUCUUAAAGAAUUUUCAUUCUUUACAUAGAUGCCGAUGCAUACAUACGUAUGUUUCCUAGCUUAGAUUUGAGAGGAGGUGUUUGUUUGGGGUCAUAAUGUAUGAAGUGCUUUGGCCGCCCAGGUGUGGUAUGAGUUGUGACUGAGAGUUGAGAUUACAAACACAAACAAACUUUAGUGAUCUCAUGUAAUCCUUUUCUGGGUAUAUACGGAAUAGAAUGGUUACUUGUGCAUAUGUGUUCAUGCAGAA
This is a messenger RNA of Punica granatum (pomegranate), 1096 nucleotides long. The record is from RefSeq and is a predicted model, not a curated record. NCBI's taxonomy places the organism in Eukaryota, Viridiplantae, Streptophyta, Magnoliopsida, Myrtales, Lythraceae.